CACUCCCUAGACGGGCAGACACUUAUUCUCCUCUCUCCACAUAUAUACGUACUCCCACACACUCGUAUCUACUCUAGCUUCCCAGUUUAUACGGAGUCGUUGAAAAUAAAUAUAUAAAUCUCGCACCUCACUCCUAGCAGUAAUAAGCUACCAAUCUCUCCCCAUUCAAGUCCCCAACUCCACAAAACUUUGAUCUGAAUGGCUGCACUAAUGCUAGACAACUGCGAAAGCAUAAUACUCUCACUGGACUCGCACAAAUCAGUCCCAGCGCCCUUUCUCACUAAAACUUACCAGCUGGUUGACGAUCCCCUCACGGACCAUAUCGUCUCUUGGGGCGACGACCACACCACCUUCGUCGUGUGGCGACCCCCUGAGUUCGCCCGUGACCUCCUCCCUAAUUACUUCAAGCACAACAACUUCUCCAGCUUCGUCCGCCAGCUCAACACCUACGGUUUUAGAAAGAUUGUGCCGGACAGAUGGGAGUUCGCGAAUGACUUCUUCAAGAAAGGCGAAAAGCAUCUUCUCGGCGAGAUUCACCGCAGGAAAACUUGCCAGCCGCAACAAAUGUCUCACACCCACCAUUCUCUCCACCGCGCCGGCUUCUUCCCCUAUCAGAACCCUAGCAUCUCCCCCACCAACUCCGACGACCAAGCCAACAACUGGUCCUGCGACGACUCCCCGCCACCUCUCUCCUCCCCCACUCCUCAUUCAACUACCACCAACUUAUACAACACCUCAGUCACCGCGCUGUCGGAGGACAAUGAGCGACUCCGGCGGAGUAAUCAUAUGCUCAUGUCCGAGCUCGCUCAUAUGCGGAAGCUAUAUAAUGACAUUAUUUAUUUUGUCCAGAACCAUGUGAAGCCUGCGGUGCCUAGUCAUUCUUAUCCUCCUUCUCUCGUAUUAGCCAAUGCUAAUAAUGUGCAUCACAAGGGUUUUAGCAAUGGGUAUGAUCAUCACCAGUAUAAUAAUAUGGGUAAACAAAGUAGUCAUGAAGGAGCCAAGAUAUUCGGGGUGCCACUGCAGUGUUCUAAGAAGAGAUCAUUACAACAUGAGUAUAUGGGGAUGAGUACAAACAAGGCUAGAUUUGUGUUGGAAAAUGAUGAUUUAGGAUUGAACCUUAUGCCACCUUCUCCAUGUUAAUUAAGAGUUGAGCACUAAUUAAGCUUGCUUUUUCUUCUUGAA
Daucus carota subsp. sativus is the source of this 1182-nucleotide messenger RNA. Its product is annotated as heat stress transcription factor B-4. Gene Ontology annotation, cellular component: nucleus. Gene Ontology annotation, biological process: regulation of transcription by RNA polymerase II. The transcript has 2 exons. Gene Ontology annotation, molecular function: DNA-binding transcription factor activity; RNA polymerase II cis-regulatory region sequence-specific DNA binding. Bases 199 to 1140 code for a protein of 313 amino acids. The record is from RefSeq and is a predicted model, not a curated record. Lineage: Eukaryota; Viridiplantae; Streptophyta; Magnoliopsida; Apiales; Apiaceae.